CCCGAUUGACCGUGCAGCAUCGACCCUGCUGGUCGAGCGUGCGCCCCGAAUCCACCCCCGCCGACUCGAAGUCACGCCAGUGGACGGCACAGUCCGCACCCAAUCCAGACCACCAUGACGUCUCGAAAAACACAACAAGAGAUCGAGAAGACCUUCAAGAAGGUAACUGAAGGGAUUCAGGUCUUCGAAGGCAUCUACGAAAAGAUCAAACAAGCUACCAAUCCCACCCAGCGCGAUAAGCUCGAAGAGAAUCUCAAGCGCGAAAUCAAGAAGCUUCAAAGGUUCCGUGAUCAAAUCAAAUCAUGGGCAUCUGGAAAUGAAGUGAAAGAUAAAGGCCCGUUGCUCGAGCAGCGAAAGGCGAUUGAGACGUGUAUGGAGCAGUUCAAGGCCGUGGAGAAGGAGAUGAAGACGAAAGCCUACUCCAAAGAAGGUCUAUCCGCCGCGUCACGACUCGACCCGAGAGAAAAAGAGAAGGUGGAGGCCAGCGACUUCUUGUCUAAUAUGGUGGACGAAUUGCAACAACGCAUCGAGGCCAUGGAAGCAGAGGAGGAAAUAUUGCAGGCGCAAUUGAAAAAGGGCAAGAAGGACACGAAGAAGGCGGAUCGGAUGGCCGACAUUGCGCAUGUAACGGAGCGCCAUAAGUGGCAUGUCAACAAGCUCGAAUUCCUCAAUCGGUCGCUGCAGAACGGCAACCUGGAGGUUGGUCAGGUGCAAGAUUUAAAGGAGAGCAUCAAGUACUACGUUGACGAAGGGCACAAUGUCGACUACUCCGGAGAAGACGAAACACUCUAUGACGACUUGAAUAUCGGUGACGAUGUCGAGGCCCAGUUCGGCAUUGGCGCAGACAACGAUCAUGGGUCUUCUCAGGAUGCUCAAUCUAUUCAGGAUGAGGAGCCAGAACCAAAGCCCAAGCCGAAGGCAGACCCGACGAUGAAUCGACGCCCCUCGACUCAAAUGAAGUCUCCGCUCCCUGUCCUCGCUACUCUCCAUCCGUCCGUGUCGUCCAGUGUCACCCCGGGCAUGAAGCCCGCGCCGCUUCCCACUCGCCUCCCCGGCGAGACGCUCAAGUAUGCCUCUGCCGCAGCGGCCGCAGCGGCAAGCGACAAGAGCGGAGUUGGUAUUUUACCUCUGCCACCGCCCCCUGGUACCAGUCCAGCCUUUUCGGCCGCACUCCCCGUCUCCAGGGCUUCCUCGACUGCAUCACCCAGUGUUGCUUCCAUACAACCUGUUGCCAAGAGUGCCACGGCCGCGGCCGUGGCUGCGUCGUCUGAAGAGAUCGUUACCGGACGAUCGAAGACCCCUGCCGGUAUGGUUUCUGGAGCAGCAUCACCUGAGCCUUCCAAGGCAGAGGUUACCAAAGAGACACCGACAACGAACGGCAAGACGCCGACAGAUGGUGAAAGCGAAGAGGCGAUAUUCCAUCUGCCACCGGGUUUGCAAGAUUUGAUCCAAUCAUUCGAUGUGACCAAGGAACGGGCAGGGACGAACCCUUCACCGGCGAUCCAGCGUCUUCUUGCAAGCUCGCUCACGACAUGUCCGGAGCCCGGUGAUGCUGAGAAGCCCCGUCAUUACAAGCCCCAGAACCCUUACAACACCCCCCUCUACUACCCCCAGGAGCCGUUAUCCAUCUUCGACGACCCCCGACUGUACGAUACGGGCCGGAUUGACACCGACACAUUGUUUUAUCUCUUCUACUACCGUCAAGGGUCAUAUCAGCAAUAUAUGGCUGCAAAGGCUCUUAAGAACCAAAGUUGGCGCUUCCACAAGCAGUACCAAACAUGGUUCCAGCGACACGAAGAGCCGAAAAACAUCACGGAGGAAUUUGAGCAAGGCACCUACCGGUUCUUCGACUACGAGAGUACAUGGAUGAACCGGCGCAAGGCUGAUUUCAAGUUUGUGUACAAAUACCUCGAGGACGAGUUAUGAUGCGUUCUUUCAACAUGGGGCACCAGGGCGUAGUCGUCUUUUCGUUUCCCACGCUUUGACAGCCUGGGUGGAAUAGUGGCAUUGUGUCAUGGGGGACCUCGGGGAGUUUAGUUUCUGUUUUCUGUGUUUGCAAGUACUGGCAUCGGGCAACGAGUACAAUGAAAUGGGCCUCAGGGACACGGGAGUUCUGUGCUAUUUUAGUUGAUCCCUGUCAAAUGAACCAGCCUCAACAACCCUUCCAAGA
Molecule: messenger RNA, 2170 nt
Organism: Penicillium cinerascens
Lineage: Eukaryota; Fungi; Ascomycota; Eurotiomycetes; Eurotiales; Aspergillaceae
Product: CNOT2/3/5 family protein
Exons: 3
Coding region: 115-1926 (603 amino acids)
Biological process (GO): nuclear-transcribed mRNA poly(A) tail shortening; regulation of DNA-templated transcription
Cellular component (GO): P-body; nucleus; CCR4-NOT core complex
Source: RefSeq, a predicted model, not a curated record